Messenger RNA from Aspergillus sclerotioniger CBS 115572, 2394 nucleotides. RefSeq names its product aconitase family protein (gene acoC). Gene Ontology annotation, molecular function: hydro-lyase activity. NCBI's taxonomy places the organism in Eukaryota, Fungi, Ascomycota, Eurotiomycetes, Eurotiales, Aspergillaceae. The record is from RefSeq and is a predicted model, not a curated record. The transcript is spliced from 8 exons. The coding region runs from base 1 to 2394 and encodes 797 amino acids.
AUGGGCGACGCAGCUGAAUUUGCCUUUUCUCCUCUGUUGCAGGCUCUCCAGCAAACCCGGAAGGUCACUCUUUCCGAUGCAGCUAUACCGGGGGUUCAUUCCCAGGGUAAUGUCCUGACCCAACUGGCAGGGGUGAUUGAAUUGCUCAAAGCACAAAACAUCACCCGGGAAGCCAAUGCUCUGGCCGAUGUGUUGGUCAUUAGCCGUCAGCCCACCGAGCUGGGAGGUCUGGGACUCACCGAAACAGACAGCCUAACCCUCGAGCAAGAGGCCGAAAUCACUUUCCUUGUGAUCGCAUGGCUUGAGUCUCUCAACUCGACCGAUCGCGCUAGGGCCCCGCCCAGCCCCCUCGCGGUUCGGCCCCCGGGGCGUCGUGGCAUGACCCUAAGCGAGAAGAUCUUCGCGCAGCAUGACAUAGACCGACGGGGCUCCGUCGCUCCCGGAGAAUUAAUCCGGGUGGACGUUGAUUGGGUGAUUGCUUCGGAGGCGUCGUGGGCGGGUAUGGAGCGCACGUAUGACAGCCUCGGCAGACCCGGCAUCUAUCGGAACGACCGAUUCUGGCUGGCGGGAGAUCACAUCGUCGACCCUCGGGUAAACCAACACCCGAAAGUUCAAGCAUUGAUUGAUGCCAGCGAGCGCGCCAAGCGGGUGUUCAAGAUGACCGACUACCAGGGAAUGAACUAUACCAUCCUCCACACCGAAUUCUACCGCGAACGAGCACAGCCCGGCAUGGUAGUAGUGGGCUCCGAUUCCCACACCUGCUCCUCAGGAGCACUAGGAUGUCUAGCCAUCGGCCUCGGAGCCGCCGAUGUAACACUCCCACUGGUAACCGGCGAGACGUGGUUCAAGAUCCCCGAGUCCGUAAACAUCCGUCUCGUCGGCGCCCCCAAGCCCGGCAUCGGCGGCAAAGACACCAUCCUAUACAUCCUGCAACAACUGAAACGAAACACCGUCGCGGCCGAGCGAAUCGUCGAAUUCACCGGACCCGGCGUGAAACAUCUUUCCUGUGAUGCCCGAUUCGCUAUCAGCAACAUGACCACCGAGUUCGGCGGCAUCACCGGCGUUUUCGUCGCCGAUCACAUCACCAAAGAAUUCGUCGAGAAACGACGUCUUCCGCGCAACAAAGCCUCUAGUAUCUACUUCAAGCCCGACGACGACGCAGUAUACGCUGAAACGCACGAAAUCGACCUCGGACAAGUCCAGUCCUUUAUGGCCAAAUACCCUAACCCGGACGACGUCGUUCCCGUCACCGAGCAGGAGGGAAUGCAUCUCGAUGGGUGCUUUAUCGGUGCCUGCACCACAGCAGAGGAGGAUUUGAUCCUUGGCGCGCUGGUUCUGGAACAGGGCCUCCAACGCGGCCUGAAGCCGGUUACCAAAGGAAAGAGAAAGGUGGUUCCGGGCUCGGUGCCGAUUCUGCGUCGACUGCGGGAGCUCGGUCUGACGCAGAUUUAUGAAGAUGCUGGGUUUGAGGUGGGGAUUCCGGGAUGUAGUUACUGCGUGGGCAUGUCAGCGGAUAAGGCUGCCCCGGGCGAGGUGUGGAUUUCGUCGCAGAACCGGAAUUUCGAGAAUCGCAUGGGACAGGGAUCCAUCGGAAACCUCGCAUCGGCAGCCACCGUCGCUGCAUCCUCUUUCGAUAUGAAGCUUCGCGAUCCGCACGAGUUCCUCUCCGCCAUCGACCUAGAAAGAUGGCAUAGCCUUCGUGGCAUUUCCGUGUCUGCCACCGAGCCCGCAGAGGACCAGCUCACCUACGUCGAGCCCAACGGCUCUGAUGCCACCACCAACACCAACUCAGACACAGAUAUCCUAACCGGCAAAGUGCAACGACUCGGCGACUUUAUCGACACCGAUGCCUUAGCCCCCGCCGAAUCCCUCAUCAACAUGAAAACGAACGAAAUCGCGGGCCAACACUGUCUCGAACACACUCACCCCGAGUUCCGCCAACGAGUAAAAGACGGUUUCAACAUCGUUGUAGCCGGGAAGGCUUUUGGAUGUGGUUCAUCGCGAGAACAAGCCGUUAUGGCGUUACUUGGGUGUGGCAUCCAAUGCAUAAUCGCCAAAUCCUUUGCCUUUAUCUUCCAACGCAACAUGCCGAGUCUAGGGCUAUUGGGAAUAACCCUCACGGACGAGGAAUUCUAUACCGCGGCGGUGGAAGGAAGUCAGAUUUCGAUUGAUUUCAAGAAUAAGGUGAUUGAUGUUGAUGGACGGAGGUUCGGGUUUGAGUUGAGUCAGAUGGAGAAGGAACUUUUCAGGUAUGGGGGGAUUGCGUCGGCGUUUAGGGUUUUUGGGGAGAGGUUGUUUGAGCAGAUGACUAGACCGAAGAAUUUGGGGGGGAAGAUGGGGAUGGGGAAGGGGGUAGGGGAGGGGGAGGGGGCGAAGAAGGGGUUGGAGUGGUAG